GAGGAGGAGGAGGGACUCAUCAAUACGAAUCAGUCAGAAUGCAUGUUGGAGAUCUCACACUCCGACUUCGGAGAGACUCCACCCAACGGGAAUGAUAACCUAAGGCCAGCGUUUGCAGGCACAGGUUUAUAUAGACACGUGCCCGCACGCCACGUGCUCGCCAUCUUAUCGUUCCUUGGCUGCCUUAAUCUCUUCACGCUCAGAGUAAAUCUCAGCGUCGCUCUGGUUGCUAUGGUGAACUACACGCUCGUGUUGAAUACGUCGCCUAGCAACGAUGAGUGCGGACUUCAGAACAGCAAUGGGUCACAAGCUCAGGAGGCGAAGGAUGGUGAAUUUAACUGGGACGAACAACUUCAAGGUCAUGUGCUGGGCUCGUUUUUCUACGGGUACUGUCUGACCCAGGUCUUGGGAGGGUGGCUAGCCGAACUAGUUGGGGGAAAGCGUACGUUCGGUUUCUCCGUACUCGUCACUUCCAUUUUGACGCUUGUGACGCCGACAGCAGCCUCUCUCCACGUGUACGCCCUCAUCGUCGUCAGAGUGUUGCAGGGCAUGGCUCAGGGAUUCGCGUUCCCAUCCAUCCACUCACUUUGGUCCAAAUGGGCUCCUGUUAAAGAAAGGAGUCGACUUGUCGCCUUCACGUACGCAGGGGCUCAAGCAGGCACAGUGCUGGCCAUGCCGGUCACUGGAGUCCUCUGUCAGCACGGCUUCGCUGGGGGCUGGCCGUCAGCCUUCUAUGUAUUUGGAUGUCUAGGCAUAGCGUGGUGUGUCGCCUGGGCUGUGAUGGUGAGCGAUAGCCCAGCCCGCCACCCCCAUAUAUCCUCACAGGAGAGAGACUAUAUACUCAAGUCUGUCGGAUGCAGGGAAACGCAUUUGGAUAAUAAGAAACUGAAACCUCCAUGGGGCGCAGUCUUGUCAACACCGGCGGUGUGGGCGAUUGUAGGGGCACACAUCGCUUACGACUGGGGAGGCUUCACCUCCAUCACCUUGCUGCCUCAGUUCAUGAAACAGGUGCUCAAGUUUGACAUCCAGGAGAAUGGAGGUUUAUCAGCGUUGCCUUACGUGGUGCUGUGGCUAGCUAACAUAGCAAGUGGCCCAAUCGCUGACGGUCUCAGAAGCCGGCGCUACUCCACUAAAGUUACAAGAAAAAUAAUGAAUUCUAUAGGUUUGUUUGUACCUGCCGUGCUGAUGUUGGGGGUGGGAUAUGUUGGGUGUGACCCGGUGCUGGCCGUCACGCUGCUCACCCUGGGGGUGGGGAUGAGCGGCUUCACCCUGUCCGGCUUCAGUGUCAACCAUAUCGACAUCGCUCCCAGGUUCGCUGGUAUAUUGAUGGGGAUAUCCAACAGUUUUGGAACCACCACAGGCUUCAUAGGUCCAUUGGUGGUCGGCGUCCUAACAAAAGACAACCCAUCGAUGGGUCAGUGGAGGUUGUUCUUCUUCAUCACAUCCGCAAUAUACGCCUGCGGGGGAAUAGUAUUUCUUAUCUUCUCAGAGGGCGAGGAGGUGGAGUGGUCCAAACAUUCAGGGAACGGCUCAAAAUCUUUGAGAAAUGGCAUUGAUGUUAUAAUACCACCGCCUGUUAUCAAAGAAUGCCACAUAAUCACCGAAAAAAAAUCCUCAGGGAUAAACAAUGAACUUAAGUAUACGAAAAGGCAUGUACCACGUCCUGCUGACACACCUACAGUUAAUGGUUAUAGUGUAUGUUGAUGUGUAAUAAUGGACGCCAUGUUCAGGCACUUGGGCUGAAACUCCACUGGACCUAUCGGGAACAGAUCACAUGCGUGGGCUAAACAGUCGGGAACGGAUGACCCGCAUGGGUUAAACUCACUCCACGGGAAACGUUGGGAACAGAUGACACGCAUGGGCUAAACUCACUCCACAGGAACAGUCGGGAACAGAUGACACGCAUGGGCUAAACUCACUCCACAGGAACAGUUGGGAACAGAUGACACGCAAGGGUUAAACUCACUCCACAGGAACAGUCGGGAACAGAUCACACGCAUGAAUUAAACUCACUCCACAGGAACAGUUCUGAACAGAUCACACACAUGAAUUAAACUCACUCCACAGGAACAGUCGGGAACAGAUCACAUACAUGGGUUAAACUCACUCCACAGGAACAGUCGGGAACAGAUCACACACAUGAAUUAAACUCACUCCACAGGAACAGUUCUGAACAGAUCACACACAUGAAUUAAACUCACUCCACAGGAACAGUUCUGAACAGAUCACACACAUGAAUUAAACUCACUCCACAGGAACAGUCGGGAACAGAUCACAUACAUGGGUUAAACUCACUCCACAGGAACAGUUCUGAACAGAUCACAUACAUGGGUUAAACUCACUCCACAGCAACAGUUGGGAACAGAUGAAACGCAUGGGUUAAACUCACUCCACGGGAACAAUUCACACACAUGAAUUAAAGUCACUCCACAGGAACAAUUGGGAAUAGAUCACACACAUGGGUUAAACUCACUCCACAGGAACAGUUCUGAACAGAUCACACACAUGGGUUAAACUCACUCCACAGGAACAGUUCUGAACAGAUCACACACAUGGGUUAAACUCACUCCACAGGAACAGUUC
Messenger RNA from Haliotis rufescens (red abalone), 2583 nucleotides. RefSeq names its product sialin-like. Gene Ontology annotation, biological process: transmembrane transport; monoatomic anion transport. Gene Ontology annotation, molecular function: transmembrane transporter activity. The transcript has 11 exons. The record is from RefSeq and is a predicted model, not a curated record. Bases 43 to 1704 code for a protein of 553 amino acids. NCBI's taxonomy places the organism in Eukaryota, Metazoa, Mollusca, Gastropoda, Lepetellida, Haliotidae.